GAACAAUAGGGCUCAGCGGGACGUUGGGGUAGGCGUGGACUGGCGUGUGUCAAAAGCUGCAGUGACCCUGCCCAGCCAGGGUCCGUGAGCCCUGGGCAGGCGGGCUCCCGGGGCUGCGUUCUUGCUGGUCUGGGGACUCGGCGCGCUGCGCGGGCCCUGCAGGUGUCCCGCCCCAGAGUGCAUCCAGCGGUGCCUGUGUCCUCAAGUGGCGGACGCCACGGUGAGGAGCGCCUUCCGGGGUGUGGAAAGAGAACCAAGCUUUACUGCAGGUCCUAAAUGUUCCGGAGGCUCAGAAAGGUGAAGUGACUUGCCCAAGGUCAAAUAGCCAGCAGGCAAAUUGAAGCCCAAGUGUUUGCCUUACCAUCUCCUACUCUUUACAACGCCUCCCAACCUAAAAGACGGCAUUUGAUUGAACUCUGCUCCUCCUCAGCUUCAAGCACAGGGACCUGCACCUCAGCUCCCUUGGAGAAGAUUCCAGAGAGAGUGUUGAAUGAAUCUCACCAGAUGGACGUUAUAUUUUCAGGGUCUCUUGAUGUCUCUGCCCAGUUCCUGGGUCCCACUGAGAACCCAGUGCUGCUCCAUCCUACCUUCAGACGCCAGCCCAUCCCUGCCCCCCAGCCCUGCUUAGAGUCCACAGAAGGCAUGACUAGAGGGUCAGAGAAGAGUGCACACCAACUACCUUUUAACGUUUUGAUAAAGAUUUGACAACAGCAUUUUGGAUGACUGCAAAUUUAUGUUUGGGGUAUAUAUCUACUUGUCUAACCAGUUCCUUAAUUUGUUCUAACUUUUCAUAUGUUAAAAAAUGCUACAACAGAUAUCCUUGUAGCUAAAUCUUAAUGCAAAUCUGUGAUUUUCUCACAAUGAAUUUUGGAAGGGCCAGGGGACGUUUUCCCACAGGAUGGCAUCCUCCACCCAACUACUGUGUAGCGGUUUGUUACGCCAGUGGUUCUGGGAUCCUCAAGUCAUACCUGGUUUCUCAUGGCUUCGUCUCCUACCCUACCUCUGUCUUCAUAGAUCUCUGCCUUCACCCAAGGGCUACAGAAAAUGACCAAGUCCCAGUAAUGUUGUUACAGGGACCAGUAUCAUUCAAGGACGUGGCUGUGGAUUUCACCCGGGAGGAGUGGCAGUAUCUGGACCCUCCCCAGAGAGAUCUGUACAAGGAUGUGAUGCUGGAGAACUAUAUCAACCUCAUCUCAGUGGGAUUUCAGAGCGCCAAGCCAGCUGUGGUCCACAAGUUGGAGCAAGGAGAAGAACCCUGGAUAGUGGAGAGAAAAAUCCCAAGUUGGAGCUAUCCAGACGAAGUCUUGCAAGUUGAUGACCAUGUGGAGAGGCAGCAGGAGAACCCAAAAACACUUUCGAGGCAUGUUGCAUUCACUGACCAGGAAACUGUGACUGAGGAGAAGGGUCACAAGUGUAAUGCACUUGGAAAUAUAUUUCCUCUGAGCACAGACUUUGUUUCUUCAAAACAAAGAUUCCAAAAACAUGACUCUGAUGGUAGGAGUUUGAACUAUUUAGACUCAUUUAGCAGUCAUAGAAGAUAUGAAAGAAAGAAUGAAUGUAGUGAAUGUGGGAAACCCUUCUUCCAGAGGUCAGACCUCAUUAUACACAAGAGAAUUCAUACAGGAGAAAAGCCCUUUGUAUGUACUGAGUGUGGGAAAGCCUUCAGGAAGAAAUCAAAUCUCAUUAUGCAUCUGAGAAUCCAUACUCGAGAGAAACCUUAUGAGUGUACUGAAUGUAGAAAAGCCUUCUCCCAUAAGUCACACCUCGUUGAACAUCAGAGAAUUCACACUGGGGAAAAGCCCUAUGAAUGUAAUGAAUGUGGGAAAGCCUUUUUCCAAAAAUCGCACCUCAACAUUCACAAGAGAACUCAUACUGGAGAGAAACCCUUUGUGUGUGAAGAAUGUGGGAGAGCCUUCAGCAUGAAUUCGCAUCUCUUUGUACAUCAGAGAAUACACACAGGAGAGAAACCUUAUGUAUGCACCAAGUGUGAGAGAGCAUUCAGUAAAGUGUCAUGCCUUAUUAGACAUCAGAAAAUUCAUACUGGGGAGAAACCUUAUGAAUGUAAUGAAUGUAAAAAAACAUUUUCUGAGAAGUCUGACCUCAUUAUACAUCACAGAACUCACACAGGAGAAAAACCCUAUGAAUGCAAUCAUUGUGGGAAAGCCUUCAGACAUAGCUCGGCCUUUGGUCGACAUAAGAGGACGCAUAAGGAAAAAGUCCCUUAAAGAGAAACUAAUGUGGGCAUAUCUUCAACUAAAAAUUACAGUGACAGAAAGCCUUCAGUAGAAAUCAAACUUUAUUAUGUAUCAAAAAGUCUAAGGAGAAGCCCGUUAAUUCAAAGUAUUUAGAAAAGUAUGUAGCUAUGUUUCUGUGGAAAUCAUAUCCAGAUGUAAUGCCAAAGUAUUUCUAGGAGAUAUUACAAAAAGUACACCUCCUUGCUAAAGGAUAAAUGCUCACUGUGGACUAUAAAGGCUUCUGAAAUUUUAAUAAACAUACUACUCAGAACAAAAUUUAAAAACCAUAGAUGGACAAUCCUCAAAAUAUGAAAGCAUUAUAUUCCUAGUUGUACUACAUUAUGUUAUGCACCACACAACAUAAAUCAUAUGUGUUGGAAUUGCAUAUGUGAAGCUAACAUAAUUAUGCAUAUAAAAUAUGUAUUAUAUAUACAAUGUCAUCUACCAAAAUUUUCCACAUUAAAAUCAUUUUUUAUUUUAUUAGAUUAUGAAUUAUAACAAAAAAUAUGACAUUCAAUAAGAAUUCUAAAGUGUAAGAUAAUCUUUUUUUCCUGUUGCUUGCUGGUGUAUAUAAAAGACUUAUGCUACUUUUUGAUCAGUGAUAGAGUAUAUAAAGAUGUUGUUAUUUAUGGUAAAUAUAUAAAUAUGAGAUAGGUACAUGACAAUGAGCAAAAGAAAAUCGCCAUGGCCUCCUAUAACACACUACAAUUUAAAUAGUGGUUUUUGCUGAGUAAAUUACCCCGUUCUUAUAUACUCUUAUUGUCCCCCCAACCAAAUUCAUAUGUUGAAGCUCUGAUGCUCAGUACCUCAAAAAUGUGACUAAUUGGAGAUAGGGCCUUUAAAGUGUAGUUAAGUUAAA
This is a messenger RNA of Equus quagga, 3093 nucleotides long. RefSeq names its product zinc finger protein 182-like. Bases 837 to 2225 code for a protein of 462 amino acids. Gene Ontology annotation, biological process: negative regulation of transcription by RNA polymerase II. The transcript has 5 exons. Gene Ontology annotation, molecular function: DNA-binding transcription repressor activity, RNA polymerase II-specific. Lineage: Eukaryota; Metazoa; Chordata; Mammalia; Perissodactyla; Equidae. The record is from RefSeq and is a predicted model, not a curated record.